Messenger RNA from Populus trichocarpa (black cottonwood), 3111 nucleotides. RefSeq names its product pentatricopeptide repeat-containing protein At2g17670. Lineage: Eukaryota; Viridiplantae; Streptophyta; Magnoliopsida; Malpighiales; Salicaceae. Gene Ontology annotation, molecular function: protein binding. The transcript is spliced from 2 exons. The coding region runs from base 82 to 1470 and encodes 462 amino acids. The record is from RefSeq and is a predicted model, not a curated record.
AACCCUAAUCUGAAAGCAAACAAAAACAGCAGAGGCACAAACAAAAACAGCAUCAUCAUCAUCAAGAACAAAGCUACGGAAAUGGGAAAAUUCCCACCUUCAUUCCGUUCUGCAAUCUCAUCGACAUCACUCAUCAAGAACACACCCUCUCAGCAGCAGCAACAACCCCAUUACUUUCCCAAGAAACUCACCAAGAAAAAUUCCCCAAAACCCCAUGAAACUGAAACCCCACCACCUCACAAAUCACUCUUUAAAACCUCAUCUCUAAAUGAAGCUAAAAGUCUCUUCAAUUCCUUCAUUUCAACUACAAAAGCCCCGCUACUAGACAACCUUCGUUUACACAACUCUUUCCUUCAAUCCUACACUUCAAUCUCCACCCUCGAUGAUUCCAUUUCUCUUCUUGAUCACAUGGUCAAGACCCUCCCUUCCUUAUCCCCUGACCGAUCCACUUACCAUGUUUUGCUUUCACAGUCUUGCAGAGAACCUGAUAGUUCUCUAUCUUCUGCUCAGAAAGUUUUGAACUUGAUGAUUAAUAAGGGGUUUAAGCCUAAUCAAUUUACUGUUGAUGUCGCGAUUAGGUCUCUGUGCUCUGCUGGGAGAGUAGAUGAUGCUAUUUUAUUGGUAAAGGAAUUUUCUUCGAAGCAUUCAAAGCCUGAUACUUUUACUUAUAAUUUUCUUGUUAAGUGUUUAUGUAAGAGUAGGAUUUUCAACAGUGUUUAUAGUUUCAUUGAUGAAAUGAAGAGUAGUUUUGAUAUAAAGCCUGAUCUUGUUACUUAUACCAUAUUGAUUGAUAAUGUUUGUAAUGCAAAAAAUAUUCGUGAGGCUGAUAGAUUGGUGGCUGUGUUAAAGGAAUGUGGGCUAAAGCCAGAUGCUUUUUUGUACAAUACGAUUAUGAAAGGUUACUGUUUGUUGAAUAAAGGUAUUGAGGCUGUUAGGAUUUAUAAACAGAUGAAAGAGGAAGGAGUGGAGCCUGAUCUUGUUACAUAUAAUACGUUGAUUUUUGGGUUGUCAAAGUGCGGGAGAGUUAGUGAAGCUAAGAAGCUUUUGAAAAUUAUGGUUGAAUCAGGCCAUUUUCCUGAUGCAGUUACAUACACAUCAUUGAUGAAUGGGAUGUGUAGAGAAGGGGAUGUAUUGGGUGCGGCGGCAUUGUUGGAGGAGAUGGAAUUGAAAGGAUGUAGUCCAAAUUCGUGUACUUAUAAUACUUUGCUUCAUGGGUUUUGCAAAGGGAGAAGGUUGAAUAAGGGUGUUGAAUUGUAUGGGGUGAUAAAAAAGGGUGGUAUGAAGCUUGAGACAGCUUCUUAUGCUACGUUUGUGAGAGCUCUUUGCAGGGAGGGUAGAGUUGCAGAAGCUUAUGAGGUAUUUGACUAUGCAGUAGAGAGUAAGAGUUUAACUGAUGUAGCUGCUUACACUACAUUGGAGAGUACACUGAAGUGGUUGAAGAAAGCGCGAGAGCAAGGUCUUGCUGUAUAGAUGUUUGCCACAUGUGAAUAGCUAAAGGAAGAAAGUUCUUGAAGAUGAAGCAAAUGUUAUGCUGACAGAAAGAAAGGGAAUAUUAAAGUUUUUAAUUUCCACUAAAUUUCUAAUGAUUGGGAAACUAUAAGUAAAUAAAUCAGAAAGGGCAUCAAGUAGGACUGCUUUCUGUUUCUUUGGAAACGAUUAUGCUUGUUGAGAUAGCUUGCACAGUUUUUCCAUUAAUUGAAAAGAAGUUUCUGUUACCAGCUAAUGACUAUCGCACCUCUGUCCAAGAAGAAUUAAAUUUGGCUCUGUUAAUUUUAGUCUCAGUGCUCGACUCUCAUUUUGUGUGCAUGUCUCGUAGAACAAUGAUACUGGCUCUCUGUAAAGUCUCGAUGAAGUCCAUGGUUUGACAUUAAUUCUGGGUUCUUCUGUGUGCUUAGCUAUCUAAUUCUCGUACUUUAAGAUGGCUUUCCUGUUGUUUUUCCAAUAACUGCUUGUUAUCUUUAAAAAGUUGGAUUCGUUUGAUCUCCCUGUUAACCAAUUUUGACUCCUUUUUCUUCAAAAUAUUUUUCAAAAUUUCAGAAAAUGUGUUUUCGGCCAUCUGCGCUCCCAUUUUACGAUUCUAAAUGUUUUUUAAAAUCAAAAUCCAAAAAAAACCGCACUGUCGACUGCCACAUCACCGGGGGUUUCUACCUCGCCAACCCUGAGAGCUUCCCACGGCGACAAUAGCCCACACCAGCUGUGAUCCCACACCACAAUGGCAGAUUUCCAACUCUGGCAGCCAUACAUCCUCCAGCCUCCUUCCUAAAAAAAACCAUGGUGAUAGAUCCCUUUUCUCAACUGCCAUUAGCUUCUCUCACGACGACUUUCAUCUUCCCAACAGACCCUACCUUUCAUCUCCUCCUCACCGGCGUCAUCAGCCCUUGUAAUAGUAACUAUUGCUCAGUCAUUGUCUUCCUAAAAAAACCCACAUCAUUGUCUAAGCUCUUCAUUUCUUAAGCUAUCAAAUCAGCCUCCUUUGACCCAAUCUCACGCAGCCCUCAAAUCAUUUUCCUUUCCAAUCCAAAAACUUCAACUCGACCUCCUGCCUCUUAGUCCAAAUCUGCCUGGAAAUAGGUCCAAAUCACAGCCCCACAACAAUCCGAAACAUGGCCAAAGAACACUUGAAAUAAAGCCCAAAAAAUCUCAGCCACCAAUAACACCUAAAGACCCAUUGUUUCUUUAAUGAGAUUCUUUUCUUAUAAGUCGUGAUAAUAAAAUCAUUUUGGAAAAAUAAUUUUUAAGGAAACAUCAGACAUUUUUUUAUAUUAAAAACAUGUAUAGGGUAAUGAUUAUUUUUUUUCAAUACAUAACCAACUAUUGAGUAACACUAACCAGAUGGAGACUUAUUUUUCUAUUUUUAUCCUUUCUAGAUGUUGGUUCCCCCGAUGUCCCUGCCACAUCAGGGAUCAUUACGCCUUCUUUCCUCGUUGCUUUAAUUGGUACACUUCAUUUUAGUCAUGAUGACUGCGGUGUUUUGGCUACAAAUGUUCCAAAUUUAACGCCUAAAGUUUAAUUUGUUCAGCCGUCCUUACAAUAGUGCCAAGUGCAUCAUAACAUGCUGUUCAGCUAUGCAAUCUGAACAGAAAUAACAUGUUACUUUCCUGUUAUUUUCUC